Molecule: messenger RNA, 1064 nt
Organism: Acanthisitta chloris (rifleman)
Lineage: Eukaryota; Metazoa; Chordata; Aves; Passeriformes; Acanthisittidae
Gene: DHRS7B
Product: dehydrogenase/reductase (SDR family) member 7B
Exons: 6
Coding region: 28-957 (309 amino acids)
Cellular component (GO): membrane
Molecular function (GO): oxidoreductase activity
Source: RefSeq, a predicted model, not a curated record
AGGAAGGCUGUUCAGAAAGGAAAACUCAUGGAUUUCACAAGCACAGUCAUCAUCCCACUGCUUUUUGGCAGUUUGGGGAUCUUUGCCAUCUUCCGGCUCCUGCAGUGGAUGCGGAUGCGAACUUACCUCCAGGAAGCAGUGGUUGUGAUCACAGGGGCUACCUCUGGCCUGGGAAAAGAAUGUGCAAAGGCUUUCCAUGCAGCUGGCUCCAAGCUGGUACUCUGUGGCAGGGACAGUGAGAAGCUCAAAGACCUGAUGCAGGAGCUCUCUGCCAUGACCAACCACCGGAAGAACGCACACAAACCUCACACUGUGGUGUUUGACCUCUCGGACACCAAAUCCGUGGUAAGUGCUGCUGAAGAGAUCCUCAAGUACUUGGGCCAUGUGGACAUCCUGAUCAACAAUGCAGGCAUCAGCUUCCGAGGCACAAUUGUGGACACGGGACUGGAUGUGGACAAGAAACUGAUGGAAACAAAUUAUUUUGGACCUGUAGCCCUCACCAAAGCACUUCUCCCUUCCAUGAUCAAGAGGAGACAAGGCCACAUUGUGGCCAUCAGCAGCGUUCAAGGCAAAAUAAGCAUUCCUUUCAGAUCUGCAUAUGCAGCCUCCAAGCAUGCUACCCAGGCCUUCUUUGACUGCCUGCGAGCAGAGGUGGAGCAGUAUGACAUUGAUGUGACAGUUGUGAGCCCUGGGUACAUUCAGACCAACCUCUCUGUCAAUGCUGUCACAGCAGACGGAUCUCGCUACGGAGUUAUGGACAAGACCACGGCCGAGGGACAGACACCUGCUGAGGUGGCUCAGGUGGUCCUCAGUGCAGUGGGACAGAAGAAGAAGGAAGUGCUUGUGGCUGGCCUGACUCCCUGCCUGGCUGUCUACCUGAGAAACAUCUUCCCCAGGCUCUUCUUCACCCUUAUGGCAUCUAGAGCAAAAAAGGAGAGAAAAGCAAAGAACUCUUAGAGCUCAGCUCACCUGAGCAGUGCCUGCAGGGAGAGGCUGAACCCCUGCAGUUGGCUGGGACAUCACUGGAGGUGCUCCUGCAGGAAAAUCUUUUCUCAAAAUGCUGC